Rhinocladiella mackenziei CBS 650.93 is the source of this 1632-nucleotide messenger RNA. RefSeq lists its product as uncharacterized. Gene Ontology annotation, biological process: L-valine biosynthetic process. The transcript is spliced from 2 exons. Gene Ontology annotation, molecular function: magnesium ion binding; flavin adenine dinucleotide binding; acetolactate synthase activity. NCBI's taxonomy places the organism in Eukaryota, Fungi, Ascomycota, Eurotiomycetes, Chaetothyriales, Herpotrichiellaceae. Gene Ontology annotation, cellular component: mitochondrion; acetolactate synthase complex. The record is from RefSeq and is a predicted model, not a curated record. The coding region runs from base 1 to 1632 and encodes 543 amino acids.
AUGGCCGAUGGAUACGCACGCCUAACAGGGAAAGCUCAGUGCGUCAUUGUCCACGUCGACGUGGGCACUCAAGCACUCGGUGCCGCCGUCCACAAUGCGUCCUGCGGACGUUGCCCAGUUCUCAUCUUUGCCGGUUUGUCGCCGUACACUAUCGAAGGGGAGAUCUUAGGCUCAAGGACUGAAUUCAUUCACUGGAUCCAGGAUGUGCCGGAGCAAAGACAGAUCGUGGCUCAGUACUGUCGAUAUACUGCAGAGCUGAAAACAGGCAAGAACAUAAAGCAGAUGGUCAACCGGGCUAUUCAAUUUGCUACGAGCGAUCCCGCGGGUCCAGUUUAUCUCGUUGCUGCCCGCGAAGUGAUGGAAGAAGUGAUCAAUCCCUACCCUGUGCGUCAAGAUGUUUGGAAGCCAGUCAAGUCUGGUGCUCUACCACAACACGCUGUGGAGCUGAUCGCAUCCAACUUGGUACAUGCGAAAGAGCCACUAUUGAUCACAGGUUACUCAGGUCGCAAUCACGACACAGUCAAGGAGCUCGUCAAGCUGGCAGAUGCGGUUCCUGGUCUUGGCGUCGUCGACAUGGCUGGAACCGACGUAUGCUUCCCCUUUUCCCACCGCAGCUCGCUAGGACUAGGCUUCAGCAACCACGAAUCCGUCAGAACAGCCGACGUGAUCAUUGUCGUUAAUUGUGACGUCCCUUGGAUACCAACUCAGUGCACACCACGCUCGGAUGCCAAGAUAAUCCAUAUCGACGUCGACCCCCUGAAGCAGAUGAUGCCCGUCUUCUACAUUGCAGCCACACAUCGCUACCGAGCUGAUGCUGAGACAGCUCUCUACCAGCUACACACCUACAUUGCUCGAGAUGAGACUUGUCGCGAGAUUCUCCAAUCUGAGGCGAGUAGUCACAAGUGGCAGGCACUCGCAGAUUCACACGCCAAACAACUCGCAAUCUUCAGAGAUUUCGCCAGAUCGCCCGUUGACACCAAUCACGCGCCAAGUGCAUCGUACCUUUGUGACCAACUACGCAGAACUUGCCCUCAAGACACCAUCUGGUGUGUAGAGGCCGUCACAAACUCUCACUGGGUGUCCCAGCAAUUGCAAGUCGACAUCCCGGGGCACUGGAUCAACUGUGGAGGAGGUGGUCUGGGAUGGUCAGGUGGCGCCAGUCUGGGGAUCAAGCUCGCUUCCGACGCAUUGCACGGCGGUCGAGGGAAAGGCAAAUUUGUUUGUCAGAUCGUGGGGGAUGGAUCAUACAUGUUCACGGUCCCCAGUAGCGUCUACUGGAUAGCUGAGAAAUACGAGAUCCCCACGCUCACGAUCGUGCUUAACAACAAAGGUUGGAACUCUCCACGUCGGUCCAUGCUCCUUGUGCAUCCUAACGGCUCGGGAUCUAAAGCAACAAACGAAGAAUUGGCUAUCUCAUUCGAUCCAUCGCCAGAUUACGCCGGCAUUGCUUGGGCAGCCUCGGGACACAAAUGUUGGGCCGGUUGUGUAAAGAGCGUCAAAGAAUUGGCAAAGCUUCUGCCUGAAGCAAUAUCCAGUGUAAAGGCUGGGAUCGGCGCGGUUUUGGAGGUGCGGCUGGUCGAUGCAUUUCCAUCAGAGCCACAAGGAAGAGAACACCUUACCAACGGCGCAUGA